AUGGAAUUCGACUCCAACAAUUCCCCCAUUAUUCGCCUUCCUGCACCACACACCAACAUCAUCAUCACUCCGCCCCGAUAUUCCGAUGGCGAAGCCGUGAUCUCCAUGCUCAGCGACCCAAGAGUGUACAUGAACCUCGCAGGUCCGCCGUAUCCCUACGCACAGAAAGAAUGGGAUGAAUGGUUCCCAAUCAUUCAAAAGGGCUCCCAUGACGCGCUACUCGAAUGGAGGGAAGCCGAGAAGUCGAGAAAAGACGGUGGUUAUGAAAAACGAUGGGUCAAAGGAGCGCCUGUGAUUGCGAUUCGAGAUGUUGAUCCCGUGAAUCGCGAGCAAAAGCUCAUCGGUAUAAUUGGGGUCACGAGGAUGGAUUUUAUGAUAAAGGCUGCGAGUGAUGAGAAUAAAAGGAGACAGGAAGUGAACGAGGCAUUGGACGCUGGAGAUCCUGGGAUUGUUUGGGAGCUGGGCUUUUAUCUUGCGCCUUCACAUCAUGGUCGUGGUAUCAUGCCCGCCACGAUCCGUGCACUGAUUCACGAUUUCAUGAUUCCCUACAUGAACGCACAUAUCAUCACGGGGUCGUAUUUUCAGCACAAUGCUGGAAGCAGAAAGGUCUUUGAAAAGAACGGGUUUGUGUUCGAAGGGGUCAUUCCAGACUGCUUUGAAUUACCUGAGAGUAAGACUGGUGUGAAAGGAAAGAAGGCCAGUGUGGGGUUCAUGAGGUGGACACGGUCGCCAUAA
Messenger RNA from Hyaloscypha bicolor E, 735 nucleotides. Its product is annotated as acyl-CoA N-acyltransferase. The record is from RefSeq and is a predicted model, not a curated record. Gene Ontology annotation, molecular function: acyltransferase activity, transferring groups other than amino-acyl groups. Bases 1 to 735 code for a protein of 244 amino acids. The transcript is spliced from 2 exons. Lineage: Eukaryota; Fungi; Ascomycota; Leotiomycetes; Helotiales; Hyaloscyphaceae.